GGGCUCUUUCCCCCCUCCGGCUGAGAAGGAAGGCUGCGCUCCUGCGAGUGGCUAAACAUCCAGCAGCAUGGAUCCCUUUGGUCUGAAGGGCAACCUUUCAAGAGACAAGAAAUUCUCAGCAUUCCGAAAUACAAAAUUGAUCCCCAUGGAAACCUCUUCAUCCUCUGAUGACAGUUGUGACAGUUUUGGCUCUGAUAAUUUUGCAAACACGAAACUGAAGUUCAAGCCAGAUGUCACAGAAGAUAUGGCUAAAAUUUUUUAUGAGAACUCAGAUGAUGAAUCGUUCUGUGGUUUUUCCGAAAGUGAAAUUCAGGAUGUACUGAAACUGGAGACGGAUUCUGAGGAAAACGAUAGGAGCAUAAAAGAUGGGCUUCCAUGCAAGAAGCUGCAGGGAUGCUCUGCUCCUCUGAAAGUGGCUAUGAAAUUUCCACUUCGAAGGUCCAAGCGAGGAAAGGGUGAAGAUGUUGCAACCAAAACCGAAUUGGACUUGGAUUCGGAUUCUGAUGAGGAAAGAGGCUCCAAAUUCUUGGAGAAAAGAGCUUUAAACAUAAAGGAAAACAAGGCCAUGCUAGCAAAGCUAAUGGCAGAAUUAAAAAAUGUCCCUGGGAUUUUUACCAGGAAAGGUCCACUGGCAACUCCUACUCUAAAACCACAGAGGUCUCCAAGGAAAUCAUUUCCAAGAAGUGCUUUAAGAAGGAAUCCGGAAAGAAGUUCUAGGCCUCACACAAGGUCCAGAUCCUUGAUUGAAGGGCCCCCAAGUCCUAUAUCGGAGAAAGAAGAUGAUGAUCCUUAUGCCUUGGUGAGGAGAAAGAUACCUGAUGACUUCUCAGAGGAUGAAAUGGACACUCCUAGGAGAAGACGUUCUGGCGCUAUGACUCUUCCCCAUAUUAUCCGACCAGUGGAAGAAAUAACUGAGGAAGAGCUGAAUAAUAUCUGUGAGACAGUCAGAGAUAAAGUGUACAACCGUGUGAUGGGUUCCACUUGUCAUCAGUGCCGCCAGAAAACAACAGACACCAAGACCAACUGUCGUAACCCAGACUGUUUGGGGGUGCGUGGCCAGUUCUGCGGGCCUUGCCUUCGCAACCGUUACGGCGAAGAAGUCAGAACUGCUUUGCUGGAUCCGGACUGGUAUUGCCCUCCUUGCCGUGGGAUCUGCAACUGUAGUUUCUGCAGGCAGCGGGAAGGGCGAUGUGCUACAGGUGUGCUGGUAUACCUGGCCAAAUACCAUGGAUACGACAAUGUUCAUGCUUACUUGAAAAGCCUGAAGCAAGAGCUUGAAAUGCAAGAUUGAAGUUCCAGCCCUGUUGUUCGCGUGCACCACUGCUAAGCAUGUUAAUUGUCCGUUUCGUCAAGAUUUUUAAUUCUUGAUAGAUUUUCCUCAAACUGUUGGGGUUUGGGGGCCUUUUUUUUUCCAAUGUGCAACCAGAACAAAUCUGUCAUUUGACUGAAAUUCCCUGUUGAAGAGCUUAUGUUAUGCUGGCGUUUUACAAAUUUAUCUGUUCCCAGUGUUCCCUUUCAGUCCAUUUUUUUAGGAAAGAGAAGUUUAACUAACUGUCAGCAUCUGUCUGUACAGUUAGCACAUUUAGCAGCCUUCCAAGCAAACAAUUCUUUGCUCUUAAGGUCAUUUAAAAUAUUAGUUAGGAGUGUUGUUUCAUUUGCUGAUCUUGGAAAAUGGGUUAAACUCUGAUACUGAGUUUCUUGAAAUAAGGUGUGACAAAAGUGGAUGCUUCUUAAAUUUGAGAGUGGGGUGGUGUCUUAAAUCCAAAACUAUAAAGUGCAGUUUAGCACAUGUUAUUUUUUGCCUCUUUGGAGCCAUGUGUAGAUUUUUUUGGUAAUAUUUUUAAUACAGUAUUUAGAAUGGUAGGUAAUAAAGGAAAGACUGGUUGAAUGAGUCAGUCUUGCUUCAGUAACUUUUCAUAAAGCAACUAAGAGGCCAAAAGACCAUUAUGUACUGAAAGUGUUUUAGGCUUGCCUAUGCUGUGACCAAACAUCAAAGGUCUAUGUACAAGAGCAAGCACCCCUUUCCAUGUUAUGUGUAUAGGAUAAUAUUUAAAAUGGAUUCCUUCUUCUGUAGGCCUUGUAUAUGUAACCCAUCCCUUCCCUGAAAUAUUUUGUCCCCAGGAAUGAGACGCGUGCGAGAGAACCUUGCAGGGUAACAUAGCAUAGUCAGUGGCUAUAUAAGCCAGAAGUUGGCUCUUGCACCUGAGCCUUGCAUUCAGGGACCAUUAGUGGUAGUUAGACUAACAUUGAGCUCCAACAGUAAACCAGACCCAGUUAUAGGAAGGUCCAUAUCCAUUGCCUGCCAGCAACAUCAGGCAAGCAAUAGUGUUCCAGCGUGCAUUAAUUGCAGAAAUGGCCUAAUAGAAUGUUCCACUGGCUUGCCCUUCAAACACCAGUCACUGCAAUCGGUCAUGCCAUUUUUCUUAAGCAAGCUGACAAUUUGAGAUUGCAUUUGCUUAAAAUGCUUUAGAAACGGACCACACAUUACCAUGAAUUCUCGUCUUUGGGGUGUUUGUGAGCAUAUAGAGGGGGGGCCUCUUUCUAAUAGCAGAAGUGUCUUUGUGGUUCUUGAUGCAUGCGACAUCAUUCUAAGGUUCAGCAUAUUGUACUAUAGCACAAGUUCCAUUGUUCAAAUAGUUAGGAAUCUCUCUGGGGGUGGGAUAUGGUUUGCUUUCCAAUUGUAUGUUAUGGGUAAGAUUUCUUGGCUCUUUUGUUUUGCCUCUAAACUAUGUUGGCAUUGGGAUUGAUACAUAAUACUUGGGUGCAUCCUGCUUUUUCCAACAGUUGUAGAUAUUCUUCAGUCCUCCACGAAACGCCUAGCUCAGCAUCCAUUUCAGAAAGAUGGCACUAUGUAUGCUGGGAUCACGCAGCUGCCAAUCAAACAUUUUGCAGGUUUUUUUUUUUUUUUAAGGACCGCAGUAGUACUAAUAUGUUGGAGUAGAUUCUUACAUGCUGUAAAUGAAUCCUAAUGUCUAGAAAGCUCUUAUGUACAAAGUUUAAUUUUGAUAAUUAAAAAAACCCUUUGCC
Eublepharis macularius is the source of this 3027-nucleotide messenger RNA. It is a transcript of the gene CDCA7, whose product is annotated as cell division cycle associated 7. Gene Ontology annotation, biological process: regulation of DNA-templated transcription. Gene Ontology annotation, cellular component: nucleus. Bases 68 to 1291 code for a protein of 407 amino acids. The record is from RefSeq and is a predicted model, not a curated record. NCBI's taxonomy places the organism in Eukaryota, Metazoa, Chordata, Lepidosauria, Squamata, Eublepharidae. The transcript has 10 exons.